This is a messenger RNA of Vanessa tameamea, 829 nucleotides long. Its product is annotated as 3-oxoacyl-[acyl-carrier-protein] reductase FabG-like. The transcript has a single exon. NCBI's taxonomy places the organism in Eukaryota, Metazoa, Arthropoda, Insecta, Lepidoptera, Nymphalidae. Gene Ontology annotation, molecular function: oxidoreductase activity. The coding region runs from base 37 to 786 and encodes 249 amino acids. The record is from RefSeq and is a predicted model, not a curated record.
ACUGUGAGCACUUCAUUUGAGAGUCACUUACGUAAAAUGAGUUUCGCAAAUAAAGUUGUAUUAAUAACCGGUGCUAGUUCCGGUAUAGGCGCUACUACUGCAAUAUCGUUCGCUAAAGAAGGAGCCAAUGUAGUUAUUGUUGGAAGAAAUGAAGUGAAACUACAGCAAGUGGCAGACGAAUGUGCUGCAACAGGAAAGGAAUAUCUAUCAAUCAAAGCUGAUAUAACCAAGGACGAAGACGCUAAAAAAGUCAUAAAUGAUACAGUUGAAAAAUUUGGCCAAAUAGAUGUUGUCAUCAACAAUGCAGGAAUGAUAGGUUUUGCUAAUAUUCUUAGUGAUAACGUUUUGUCAGUAUAUGAUACUGUCAUGAACCUCAAUGUUAGGGCUCAAGUUCACAUGACACAUUUAGCUGCCCCUCAUUUGAUAAAAACAAAAGGAAACAUCAUCAACAUAUCAAGUAUAGCUGGUAAGGUGACGUUCAAAGAACCAAUGAUAUGCUAUGCUAUUUCUAAGGCAGCUGUUGAUCAUUUUACUCGUAAUGUAGCACGAGAACUUGCCCCUCAUGGUGUCAGAGUCAAUUCGAUAAGCCCGGGACCUGUCAGAACUGAUAUAUUGAGUAACGCUGGAGUUCCAAAAACAAUGGACGAAAUAAAUUACGAAAUUCCACUUGGAAGAAUAUCUGAUCCUAAUGAAAUUGCAGAUCUUAUACUGUUUUUAGCUAGCGACAAAGCUAAAGCCAUAACUGGAUCGGAUUACGUAACUGAUAACGGUAGUCUUUUGAGAUAAUUAAAAUGAAUCAUUGUCCUUGUAUAAGUUUUUUAUGUAGUAA